AAUAACAUGAACAUAUUGAUGUAAAACACAAUAAUUUCCCAUGGUCAUUUUUUAUAUCAAUUAUAAGCUUUUCAUUAAUUCUUUUUAUAGAUAAGGUUAUUACAGGAGGUCAUUCACAUGGUGAUCAUACACAUGGUGAUCAUUCACAUGGAUAAAAUAUAGAAUGCUAAAAUAAGUAAUAAAGUAAUGCUAUUUGUUAAAAUGAAGACUAGGAUAGACAUAUAAGAUUGAGUUUAUCAAAAUAAAAAAAAUAAGUUGAUAAAAUAAAUAAAGAAAUUGAAAAAACAGAUAAUUCGAAAAACUUAAAACCUUAUAUACUAUAAGUAGCUUUUGGUAUACAUGCAACAUUAGAAGGAUUGGUUAUUGGACUAGAAAAUGAUUGGAUAAAAUGUUUGAUAUUUGCAGCAGCAGUAUUAUGUCACAAAUGGGCAGAAGGAAUUACAGUAGGACUUUUAUUUAAAAAAGCUAAUAUUAAUUUGAAAGUAGCUACAAUAAUGAUUUUUAUUUAAGCUAUUAUGAAUCCUAUAGGAGUAGGAAUUGGAUGGAGUUUAAGUAAUUCAGGAAGCUUAGUUAUAGGUAUUUUUAUGAGUAUAAGUGCAGGAACAUUUAUUUAUAUAGCAACUUUGGAAGUUUUAGUAGAGGAAUUUAGUGAUAAAAGAUUUAGGUUUGAAAAAUUUAUAUUUUUUUUAAUAGCGGUAGGGUUUAUAAGUGGAUUAUGGUUUUUAGAAUAGAAAAUAGGAUAUGAAUGA
Molecule: messenger RNA, 749 nt
Organism: Ichthyophthirius multifiliis
Lineage: Eukaryota; Ciliophora; Oligohymenophorea; Hymenostomatida
Product: zip zinc transporter family protein, putative
Exons: 2
Biological process (GO): zinc ion transmembrane transport
Cellular component (GO): membrane
Molecular function (GO): zinc ion transmembrane transporter activity
Source: RefSeq, a predicted model, not a curated record